Molecule: messenger RNA, 423 nt
Organism: Auanema sp. JU1783
Lineage: Eukaryota; Metazoa; Nematoda; Chromadorea; Rhabditida; Rhabditidae
Source: the annotation of a GenBank genome assembly
AUGCCAGAAGAGGACUUUUUCAUGGACUCAGAUGAUGAUGACGAUGCUCCAGUUGAAGUUACAUCGAAGAAGGCAAAAGAAACUGGCCCGGAUAUGCCAUUGGUCGCUUCAGAAGAGCCUUCAUUGAGUUUGUUCGAACAGCUGCAACUUAAAAAACAAAAAGAAGAAGAUGGUCGUCUGGAGAAGAAAAAAGCGAAAAAGCUCAGAAGGAAGAAGACUAACAAGGGUCAAUACGUUGUGCAAACCAAGAAAGCUGCCUUCAAUGUUGUUACAUUAGACGAGGGAUUAACAUCGGCGUUGGAGCCUGCUAUCAAUUUCAAGGCAGAGCUGUUGAAAGCUAGAACAUCGGGCCGGAGAGUUCGAGAUGCCAAAAACUCUAUCCAUAGGGCCAAGUGGGUCGGAAGAAGGAAAGAUGAUUCUUAG